AUGGACCUCGGUACUUUCUCAGAAUGCGACAGCGGCCAGCUACGGCCGUCCAAAGGGGGAAAUACCACCGAUUCCACGGCCCUGAUUUAUAAACCACCGCUUCCCCGGAUAUUUGGCCUACUUUCUUAUCCUCACUUUUGCCCUGUUCUUCAUCCUCAUCCCUCUCCUAUACCUCCAUCACACAUUGACGUCAUGUCUAACGCCCAGCAACGUCUUAGCCAGGUUUCCUCCCACUUCGGCCCUGGUGGCAAGAAGGGAGCCGCCGCUAUCACCGAGAAGCACCCCGAUGACAUUGUCGUGACAUGUGCCCUGCGCACAGCCCUCACCAAGGGUGGUAAGGGUGGCUUCAAGGAUACCGCUGGCGCUGACCUGCUUGCCGGUGUCUUUAAGGCUGUUCUAAACAAGAGCGGUGUUGACCCCAGCACUGUCCAGGACAUUGCCGUCGGCUCCGUCCUUGCCCCCGGUGGUGGUGCCACUGAGUUCCGUGCCGCCGCUCUCGUGGCUGGUUUCCCCGAGAGCACCGCUGUGAAGAGCUUGAACCGUCAAUGCUCUAGUGGUCUCCAGGCUAUUGCUGAUAUUGCCAACGCCAUUCAGUCUGGCAUGAUCGAUGUCGGCAUCGGUGCCGGUGUUGAGAGCAUGUCCUCUCAGUACGGACCCGGUGCCGUGACCGAGUUCUCCGACCUCCUGGAGAGCCACCCUGAGUCCGCAAACUGCAAGGUUCCCAUGGGUGUGCUGUCCGAGAACAUGGCCAAGGACCGUGGCACUCCUUCGCCGCUCAAUCAUACCAGAAGGCUGUUGCCGCCCAGAAGGCCGGUCUCUUCAACGAGGAGAUCGCCCCUCUCUGACGUGAAGUGGACCGACCCCAAGACUGGCGAGGAGAAGACCAUCACCGUGAAGGCCGACGACGGCAUCCGCCAGGGUAUCACCGCCGAGUCGCUUGGCAAGAUCAAGCCCGCCUUUGCCAAGGACGGCUCCAUCCACGCCGGUAACGCCUCCCAGAUCUCCGACGGUGCCGCCGCCGUCCUCCUCAUGAAGCGGUCCACCGCCGAGCGUCUGGGCCAGAAAAUCCUUGGCAAGUACGUCACUGCCAGCGUCGUCGGCGUGAAGCCCCUGCUCAUGGGCGUCGGCCCCUGGAAGGCUAUCCCCGUUGCACUCGAGAAGGCCGGCAUCACCAAGGAUGACGUCGACAUUUACGAGAUCAACGAGGCUUUCGCUUCCCAGUGUGUCUGGUGUGUUAAUGAACUCGGCAUCCCUGCCGAGAAGGUUAACCCCAAGGGUGGUGCUAUUGCUUUCGGUCACCCUCUUGGCUGCACUGGUGCCCGCCAGGUCAGCACUUUAUUCACUGAGCUCAAGCGCACAAACAAGAAGAUUGGCGUCACCAGCAUGUGUGUCGGUACCGGUAUGGGUAUGGCCGCUGUCUGGGUGUCGGAGUAA
This is a messenger RNA of Penicillium mononematosum, 1434 nucleotides long. RefSeq names its product 3-ketoacyl-coA thiolase peroxisomal A precursor. Gene Ontology annotation, molecular function: acetyl-CoA C-acyltransferase activity. Lineage: Eukaryota; Fungi; Ascomycota; Eurotiomycetes; Eurotiales; Aspergillaceae. The record is from RefSeq and is a predicted model, not a curated record. The coding region runs from base 1 to 1434 and encodes 477 amino acids. The transcript has 4 exons. Gene Ontology annotation, cellular component: peroxisome. Gene Ontology annotation, biological process: phenylacetate catabolic process; fatty acid beta-oxidation.